This is a messenger RNA of Suncus etruscus (white-toothed pygmy shrew), 1803 nucleotides long. Its product is annotated as histone-lysine N-methyltransferase PRDM9-like. The record is from RefSeq and is a predicted model, not a curated record. Gene Ontology annotation, cellular component: nucleus. Gene Ontology annotation, biological process: positive regulation of reciprocal meiotic recombination. Gene Ontology annotation, molecular function: zinc ion binding; recombination hotspot binding; histone H3K36 methyltransferase activity. The transcript is spliced from 7 exons. NCBI's taxonomy places the organism in Eukaryota, Metazoa, Chordata, Mammalia, Eulipotyphla, Soricidae. The coding region runs from base 10 to 1803 and encodes 597 amino acids.
GCCCUGGGGAUGCUGCCAAGAAGCUUGUUUGCCGCAGAACUCAAGCCAGAAAUCCAUCCUUGUUCCUUCUGUUCUCUUGCCUUCUCCAAUCAGAGCUUCCUCAGUCAUCAUAUGAAACGAAGUCAUCCCUCUUGGUUCCUCCUGGGAACAUCUGCAAGAAAGCACCUUCAAUCAGAGAAUUCCUGUCCACAUGAUCAGAACCAAUGUUCUGAUCCAUAUAAUGACAAACCAAAGAAUAACAUACUUGAAAGUCAAAAGCACAAAGAAAGCUCCAUACAUUUGACUAGUAGGAUGAAGCUUAGAAGAAUUUCAACAGUGUUUUCUAGACUCUUUAGCAGCCAAAUAGGUAGCGAUAGUAAACAGAUGACAAUGGAGGAAGACAUUAACACAUGCCUUAAAGAAAAUCCAAAGGACACAGGUGGGGUAGUUCCAGGGAUAGACUUGCCAAUAAUUUUAAGAGACAAGUAUAUAAGGCCUGAACAAGGCUUCAACGAUGAAUCAAAUAUUAUUACAUAUCAAAUGACUCAUACUGGGGAGAAGCUCCAUGUUUGCAAGGAGUGUGGCCGUGGCUACAGUCAGAGAUCAAAUCUCAUCAGACACCAGAGAACACACACAGGAGAGAAGCCCUAUAUUUGUGGGGAGUGUGGACAUGGCUUCAGUCUAAGGACAUAUCUCAUCACACACCAGAGAACACACUCAGGGGAGAAGCCCCAUGUUUGUAGGGAGUGUGGCCGUGGCUUCAGUGUGAGGUCACAUCUCAUCAGACACCAGAGAACACACACAGGGGAGAGGCCCUAUGUCUGCAAGGAGUGUGGACAUGGCUUCAGUAGGAGAUCACAUCUCAUCAGACACCAGAGAACACACACAGGAGAGAAGCCCUAUGUUUGUGGGGAGUGUGGGCGUGCAUUCAGUGUGAGGUCAGCUCUCAUCACACACCAGAGAACACACACCGGAGAGAAGCCCUAUAUUUGUGGGGAGUGUGGGCGUGCAUUCAGUGAGAGGUCAGCUCUCAUCACACACCAGAGAACACACACCGGAGAGAAGCCCUAUGCUUGCAAGGAGUGUGGGCGUACCUUCAGUCAGAGGUCAGAUCUCAUCAGACACCAGAGAACACACACAGGGGAGAGGCCCUAUGUCUGCAAGGAGUGUGGACGUGGCUUCAGUAGGAGGUCACAUCUCAUCACACACCAGAGAACACACACAGGAGAGAGGCCCUAUGUUUGCGAGGAGUGUGGGCGUGGCUUCAGUCUGAUGUCACAUCUCAUCACACACCAGAGAACACACACCGGAGAGAAGCCCUAUGCUUGCAAGGAGUGUGGGCGUACCUUCAGUCAGAGGUCAGCUCUCAUCACACACCAGCAUGAGUGCAAGUCUCAUCAGACACCAGAGGACACACAGGAGAAAAGCCCCAUAUUUGCAGGGAAUGGGCAAGGCUUCAUUCAGAUGACAAUAUGUCGCCCUCACAAAUGGGAUCGGUACAGAAGGAGUGGCAGCAAGAAGGUGGAGCAUAUGCCCCACGUGGCACAGAUGAUGGGAAAUGCCAAGGUAGUAGCUGGUGUGGGCUGUGGUGGAGGUACGGCAGGGCAUUUCCCCACUCCCCCUCCAUUUUAUACUUCAGAUUGUGUCCAGAAGGUCCUGGGAAGAGACACCAUCGACAAAUACACAGUAGGAUCAGGUCAGGAAUUUCAGACUGAACCUUCUAUUGAAGCAAAACCUUCACUGCCAAGUCAGGUUAUGGUUCUAAUAAAGGAGACCAUUGAAGUAAGGAUUGGGAAGUUUAAGGAGUCUCACUUGAUUCUUUAA